UUUGCCUCGGACCAUAGACCUGAUCCUAAGCCUAAGCUCUUGAUUGCUUAUGCUCAUGGUGUCAUACAGCUGAUGAAAAAUGAGAACGACGUCUCACCGAUCGUUGCUCGAUUCCCGCAAUUAACGAUGACUUGCGCUCGCUGGUGUCCAAAUGGUAAUUUCUUUGCUGUCACGGGACAACAACUCGAUAUGCCUUUACAGGAAAGCUUUGUUGUGCAUGUGGUUACAGCAUUUGGUGUGAAACUUUCCUCACUCAAAAUGCACACUUCAUCUCUAACCGGCUGUUCAUGGGAUCCAACUGGAGUGAAACUUGCUCUCUCUGCUGAAAAUUUGAUCUGGUUUGCGAAUGUUAGACCGAGAUACAAAUGGGGUUACUGUGGUCAUACUGUUGUUUACUCCUACGAGAGAGCAGAGCGUGGUGACUACAGAGUGGUAUUCUACGAAACAAAGCUUGACGAAUCAUAUUCAAAGCCGGUACGACAGUUGGAGCAACUGGCUACGGGAAAUGACUACUGUAUUAUAGCGAAUCGUCAGGAGGACUCUAUGGGAAAGUGUCUUCUACAACUAUGCAACAAUAUUGGCACCUGCAUCGACCUAAAGUACGUUGACAUCGAGCCCAACUGUAUUUCCCUGAACAACUGGGUAGCUGUGGUGGCUGGUGGAGAAUCCUACUUUAUCUGGCACUUCUUCGUCCCACAUAAAACCUCUUUGCCCAGACCAAGCGGGUCCGCGACUGAAGACAGAAUUCAUAAGUUAGAAGAUGCACCUGUUGGGAAGGACGCGAUAGGGAGAAGAAAGUACUGUGACUCCGGUUCCGUUUACAAAGUGUCGCUACACGACGGAAGUCUUCAACAACGUCUUAUCUUUAUACCAAACAUAACAAAAAUGGAGCUAAACACAUCGUGCAGAAAGCUAGCAGCUGUUGACACAGCCAAUCUUCUCCAAUUCUUUGAAGUUGGCGAGAAUGCUUUUGAUAAAAUUAGUGGCAUGGAUGUCAAAGAGGUUGCUGACUUCAAAUGGGAUGAAGAGCAAGACGAUUCAAUUGCAUACCUUUCCAAACAAAAGCUUGUUGUUUUGCGAGGGAAAGAAGCUGAGGAAGGGAUUUCAUGUGAAGGAUAUAUAUGUUCAUUCCGGGGUCUAGUGGUACGCACAGUUCUUCUCGACAACUUUCUUUUGCACAAAGCAAAAGCAGAUGGGAGGUUUAUAAUCGAUUUAGAAAUAAAGUCCUUGCGGGAUGCAAAACAACUACUGGAACGUCUAAAAAUUGAAGAAGCGACUGAAUUUAUAGGAAAAAAUCCGCAUCCACGUUUAUGGAGUCUUCUCGCUGAAGUUGCCCUGCUAAAAAUGGAUAUUCCAACAGCCGAGUAUGCUUACGCAAAAUUGCACGACUACAGUGGAUUACGUUUCUGCAAAAGAAUCGUCGAAAUUCAGGCAAAAUUGCACGACUACAGUGGAUUACGUUUCUGCAAAAGAAUCGUCGAAAUUCAGGAGCCGGAGUUGAAAAAAGCAGAAAUUUAUGUCCAUUUGGGAAGAAUAGCUGAUGCUGAGAAGAUUUACCUGGAUCAGGAUCGAAGGGAUUUGGCCAUCGCUAUGCACAAGCAAACGGAGGAAUGGUUGCGUGUACUACGACUGUCAACCACUAUUCAAGGUGCAUCAAGUGACAAAGCAAAGAUUGAAGCACUAGUAAAUGUGGCUGACUACCACAAGGAUAGACAGAGAUGGAAGGAAGCUGCUGACCAUUAUGCAUUAGCAAAAAAGCUGGAGCAACUUGUGGUCUGCUAUAUCCAUUUGGAUGACUUUGCUAGCCUCGAGAAUUUGGCCAGACAACUUCCUGAUAACCAUCCUCUUUUAGCAACUAUUGCUGAGUUAUUUGCAUCAUCGGGCCUUUGUGAGCAGGCAGUCCAAUGCUUCCUCAGAUGUGACCAGGUUGCAAACGCACUCCAGACUUGCGUACAGCUCAACAAUUGGGAUAAGGCAGUAUCGCUUUCUCGAACUCAUAGUCUUGAAGAUGUAAACGUCUUAAUGGGGAAAUAUCUCGAAGAACUCAACGAAAGCAGCGAGAGAUCCUUAGCUGCUGUCCAACUAUACAGAAGAGCUCGAAGGUAUUUGGAUGGGGCACGGAUUGUGUACAGGAUGGCGGAGGAGGAACGCAAGAAAGCAGCUCCGUGCCUUCGUCUGAAGAAAAUGUAUAUAUUAGCGGCGCUGCUUAUCGAAGAAUAUCAUCAGCACUACAAGGAACGGUUAUCAAAAGAGCAUGGUGAAGAGGAAUCCAAGGUGAUUUUUACAUAA
Strongylus vulgaris is the source of this 2289-nucleotide messenger RNA. NCBI's taxonomy places the organism in Eukaryota, Metazoa, Nematoda, Chromadorea, Rhabditida, Strongylidae. The record is from the annotation of a GenBank genome assembly.